CUCGUUCGUAGUGAACUCUCGCGAGGCCGUGCAUUUUGCGGCCCUGCUCGCCUGCACUACAAGCUGCUGUUAAGCAGUAACUCUGUUUCAGACACUUCAUGAUGAGUUAUGCUGAAAAGCCAGAGGAUGUAACUCGAGAGGAGUGGAUGGAGAAGCUCAACAAUGUUCAUAUUCAGCGUGCAGACAUGAAUCGACUUAUUAUGAAUUACCUGGUGACAGAGGGAUUCAAGGAGGCAGCAGAGAAAUUUAGGCUGGAAUCAGGCAUUGAACCAAGUGUGGAUCUGGACUCACUCGAUGAGAGGAUAAAGAUCAGGGAGAUGAUCCUGAAAGGACAGAUUCAGGAUGCCAUUGCACUGAUCAACAGCCUGCACCCAGAACUGCUAGACACUAACCGCUACCUUUACUUUCACCUCCAGCAACAGCACCUGAUUGAGUUGAUCCGUCUGCGGGAGACAGAGGCAGCGCUGGAGUUUGCACAGACACAGCUUGCAGAACAGGGAGAGGAGAGUCGAGAGUGCCUGACAGAGAUGGAGCGCACGCUGGCACUGCUGGCAUUCGACAACCCAGAGGAGUCACCUUUUGGAGACCUUCUUAACAUGAUGCAGAGACAGAAGGUUUGGAGUGAGGUUAACCAGGCUGUGCUGGACUAUGAGAACCGAGAAUCAACACCUAAACUGGCUAAACUCCUGAAACUUCUGUUGUGGGCUCAGAACGAACUGGACCAGAAGAAAGUCAAGUAUCCUAAAAUGACUGAUCUCAGCAAGGGCACCAUUGAGGACCCCAAGUGAAGACAAACAGCAAAGCCGCUCAGUGCUUGCGUUAUGUGGGAAACAAAAUGGACAUUUUCCCCCUCCCCUUUCACUAUUUAUACUCAGUCAGUGACUGACACUUAAAUAUACUUUUUUUUUUGUUUUGUUUAGCGUAAUUGUUCUUGCUUAUCAGAGACUUUUGCAUUAAAUGGGUUGUGCAAAUGGGAGUGUUUGAAUUUUAAAAGUUAUUUAUGGCCAAAAAAAGAACACUUUUUAAUGCAGAGAAAAUUUUACGAUUUUGUUACCUCUAUAUUUGACUUGGUGAUUUGCAUUGAAUUUUAGCCAUUGUGUUUUGCAGAGAUUGCUUCUGUCUCUAUUUUUGUUCAGAAACUAUAUAUUUACCGGUUGAUCAGAGCUCUGUGGCUCUGUGUUUGGAUGUAGAUAAAGCCUAGUUCUGGACUCGAGUGAAUCCUCGUCAGAUGCACGGCUUAGAAAUCGAAGCUGAGGUAUACCUCAAGUUCUGAGGAUCUACUGGAGGGUAAAGCCCUGUACUCACCAGAGUUUCAGCAGGACGUUGGACUGAUUUUGGUGGAAUUGUAUGCUGUUAGCUUCCGCAUCUUUUUUUUUUUUUUUUUUGUCAUUUGCAGUGUGAAAGAUUGCGAAGAUGACCAUUUGUAAAUGUGUUGGACGGAGUGUAAGGAGGGAUCAUCUGCUCUGUGAAUGUGUCAUUGCAUUGUAAUGUUUUUUUUGUACUAUUGCAUAUUAUCGUAGUUACCCUGCUAAAAUUGACAUAUGCGAUAAUGUGAUUUAUAGAAAAUGCAGAGUUAAGUUAGCAAGUUUUGGAAGUCAGAUGCUUUACAGAGGUAUUAAAUACUUUUUGAAGUUA
This is a messenger RNA of Astyanax mexicanus (Mexican tetra), 1635 nucleotides long. It is a transcript of the gene gid8b, whose product is annotated as GID complex subunit 8 homolog b (S. cerevisiae). The record is from RefSeq and is a predicted model, not a curated record. Gene Ontology annotation, biological process: proteasome-mediated ubiquitin-dependent protein catabolic process; positive regulation of canonical Wnt signaling pathway. The coding region runs from base 99 to 788 and encodes 229 amino acids. Gene Ontology annotation, molecular function: protein binding. The transcript is spliced from 5 exons. NCBI's taxonomy places the organism in Eukaryota, Metazoa, Chordata, Actinopteri, Characiformes, Acestrorhamphidae. Gene Ontology annotation, cellular component: cytoplasm; nucleus.